GGGGGGCUGAAAAGGGUUGCACAGCUCUGUAACCAAGUUGAGGUUACUGGAGUCAGACACAGAAAGCUGGACAAUCCGAGCAUGAAUGUGGCGGCGUGUAGCGCUCUGCUCCGGGUGUGCAGACAGGGCAGUAAAGGCUGCCCCCCUUGGGUAUGGAGACGAGAGAGCCACUGGCAGACCCCUCUGCUUGGACUGCGCACCAAUCUUCCCAUGAGAGCAGAACCUAAAAAGAAGAAAAAAGUUGAUCCUAAACGAGAUCAAAUUGCAAGAGAACGACUGAAGAAGAAACUGAAAAAGCUUGAACGUAUUCCAGCAGAAUUUAUUCCAAUCGAGGACUUCAUUCCAUCUACAAAGCUCAUGGAAGAAAGCAGGAUUCGGUCAACCCCAAGACUGUCUGUAGAAGAACAGGAGAGACGAGCACUACUGAUCAAGCAGUGGGCACGGGUCAAGAAGGAAGAACAUGAAGUGGAGCAGAGGAGUAUUGAAACUCUUCUGGAAGCUCAAAGAAAAGCUCUGGAUGAGUUACGCUUCGAGUCGGAGGAGCUUUAUCAAGCAGCAGUGCGCUGUGACCCAGACUUGUUUCCCAUGACAAAUCAGGGACCUUACAACACCGCACCUAUAGCAAAAUACAAUCCUCCCGAUGGGAAAUACAAUGACAUUACCAAGGUGUAUGUACAACAGUGAGAUGGACAGCGGUGCUCUGUAAUCGUUUUCUGGAAUAUUU
This is a messenger RNA of Nanorana parkeri, 724 nucleotides long. It is a transcript of the gene MRPL40, whose product is annotated as mitochondrial ribosomal protein L40. The coding region runs from base 82 to 684 and encodes 200 amino acids. The transcript has 4 exons. Gene Ontology annotation, cellular component: mitochondrial ribosome; mitochondrial large ribosomal subunit. Lineage: Eukaryota; Metazoa; Chordata; Amphibia; Anura; Dicroglossidae. The record is from RefSeq and is a predicted model, not a curated record.